CUCCCACGCUUUAUAGAGAAGGAAUAACGUAAUCUGAAAGUGAAACCCUAAAUAUAUGCCAUGGCUUCACGCUUUGCCAUCCUGCUCCUCUCUUUUCUCCUCAUUGCGACGUCGUUUAGAUGCUCAAUCGCCGAUGCUGACGUCAAUGAAGGCGCCGUCGGGAGCGACGAUCUUGUGAUCCGGCAAGUCGUGGACCACGGAGAAGACGAAGUCGUCGGCGAGAACUCGUUGCUGAACGCCGACCACCACUUCGCGAUCUUCAAGAGGAAAUUUGGGAAAACGUACACUGAUAAGGCGGAGCACGAUUACAGAUUGUCGGUCUUCAAGGCUAACAUGCGCCGCGCGGUCCAACACCAGAAGAUCGACCCCUCGGCUGUCCACGGUGUCACGCAAUUCUCCGAUCUCACCCCGAGAGAGUUCCGCAGCCGAUUCCUCGGCGUCAAUAGGCGGCUCCGCCUCCCUUCCGACGCUCACAAGGCGCCGAUUCUGCCGACGAAUGAUUUACCUGCGGACUUUGAUUGGAGAGAUCGCGGCGCUGUUACGGCGGUGAAGAAUCAGGGUUCCUGUGGAUCUUGUUGGUCGUUUAGCACCACAGGAGCUUUAGAAGGUGCCAACUUCCUUGCGACAGGAAAUCUCGAGAGCCUCAGCGAACAACAGCUUGUCGACUGUGAUCACGAGUGUGAUCCAGAAGAAAAAGAUUCAUGCGACUCAGGCUGCAACGGUGGACUGAUGAAUAGUGCUUUCGAAUACACACUUAAAGCUGGUGGACUCAUGCGAGAAGCUGACUAUCCAUACACGGGCACUGAUCGAGGAACUUGCAAAUUUGAGAAGACCAAAAUUGCUGCAAAGGUUGCCAACUUUAGCGUUGUAUCCCUUGAUGAAGAUCAAAUUGCAGCAAAUCUUGUCAAGAAUGGCCCUCUUGCCGUGGCUAUCAAUGCAGCUUACAUGCAGACAUACAUGAAAGGAGUCUCAUGCCCAUACAUAUGCACAAAGCGAUUGGAUCACGGUGUAUUGUUGGUUGGUUAUGGCGAAACUGGCUAUUCUCCAAUUAGAAUGAAGGAGAAGCCAUAUUGGAUUAUCAAGAAUUCUUGGGGUCCAAACUGGGGAGAAGAUGGCUACUAUAAAAUAUGUCGGGGCCGCAAUAUUUGUGGAGUGGAUUCCAUGGUUUCGACUGUUGCAGCUGUUAGUACUACUUCACAUUAGGACUUUAAUUUUUUACUCUCCACCUCAUUCAUGUACAUAGAGAGGUGUUUCUGCAUUUAUUUGUCUAACCAAAUGGACUGUGGUUCUUAUUUAUUUGGAACAAUUAAAAUUUAAUUAUUUAUGUUGGACGUUCUCUC
Messenger RNA from Erythranthe guttata (spotted monkey flower), 1340 nucleotides. Its product is annotated as cysteine protease RD19A. Gene Ontology annotation, molecular function: cysteine-type peptidase activity. The record is from RefSeq and is a predicted model, not a curated record. Lineage: Eukaryota; Viridiplantae; Streptophyta; Magnoliopsida; Lamiales; Phrymaceae. Gene Ontology annotation, biological process: proteolysis.